AUGUUUAUGGGGUUGAUCCACCGGGCAAAGCUUGUGUUAGCAGUGAUUUUGGUGCAGCUCAGGUAUGCUGGGCUUUUGAUAAUCUCUGUGUUUGCUUUAAAGAAGGGAUUGAGUCCUUACACAUUCAUCGUGUACCAAAUGGCCAUUGCCACUAUUGUUUUAGCUCCAUUUGCAUUUAUUCUGGAGAGGAAUUCAAGAUCUCCGAUCGAUGACUUGGUCCAUCACUGCAAAGAUAAUGUUGCUGAGCCUUUUCGAUCCUGUGCACCUGACCAGAACCUCUACUACAUGGGAAUGAAGAAUUCGAGUGCAACGUUCACUUCUGCAAUGUUGAAUAUGCUGCCUGCUUUUGCAUUUUGUCUAGCCUGGAUUUUUAGGCAGUGCAAUCUGGUGUACGUUGCUUAUUAUGUGAUGGGAAUGGUAGUGAAGGAAAAGGGACCUGUUUUCACUAGGCUUUUCAUCCCUUGGCCACAUGUUAUCGGAGCAGCUUUAAUCAUCAUUGGUCUGUAUCUUGUUCUCUGGGGAAAAGCAAAGGAUCAGUCUCCUCCAUCAUAG
Molecule: messenger RNA, 552 nt
Organism: Rosa chinensis
Lineage: Eukaryota; Viridiplantae; Streptophyta; Magnoliopsida; Rosales; Rosaceae
Product: WAT1-related protein At5g13670
Exons: 4
Coding region: 1-552 (183 amino acids)
Cellular component (GO): plasma membrane
Molecular function (GO): transmembrane transporter activity
Source: RefSeq, a predicted model, not a curated record